AUUUUAUGUAGCAUGAAGAAGAAGAAUAUGAGGUAUUUUCAUACACAACAGAGGAGGUCUAAAUAUUUAGAAGUUGGGAUAUGAAAGAUCCUGUUGAAGAAUACGUAAAAAUUGAAAUUAUAUUUUGAAUUAGAGCCAACAACAUAAAAAGAGAAAGGGAAAUGAAUAAUUGGUUUACAAGGACUUAAGAGAUCGAAAUGCAUUGCUUACCAUUUACAGAGCAGUUUAAUAUGAAAGUAAAAGUUCAAAACUGAAUUUUAGCUUCUGAAGAUUAGAUCAUAAUAAAUAAAAUAAUCUCGUGGUUGUAGAACCAUUAAAAAGUAAUAUUGCCAAAAAUAGAUACAGAACGAUAUAAACUGAGUGAAAAGAGUUUUCUUAAACAUAUUUUGACAUCAAUUUGCACAAAACCUGCAGAUUCAAAUGCUUCUGAAUAUGUUAAAAAGAAUUUAACAUUAGCUCACUAUGUCAAUGAAGCAAUUGAAAAACAAGGUGAAGGUUUUGUUAACAACAUCCUUAUGAUGGUCUAGCCAGUCAAAUUUCAAGAUUAAGUAGUCAAAGAUCAAGAUUAAAUAUAUAUCAAUUAUUUUGCUUAAGCAGUGGCUUAUUAAAUGAAAUAAUCAAAGAAACGUAAUUACUUCAAUUUUAUUUAUAGCUCAACUACAGGGAGAGCCAUCUCUGAGAUGUAAUAAAGUGAUAUUUAUUAACUUAACUGGAAAGGAGAGUGCAUUCAAUUUGUAAGAAUGGGAAAAAACUUUUGAAAAGUCUGAUGAGUUCGUUUACUUCUCUUUAAUCAAAGUAUUGGAAAAUAGAGAGCAAAACUAUCAAUAGUAAUUCUAAGAAUACGAAAAAUGGUUUCCAGGCAUGGAAACAGCGAAUUUUAAUUAUUUUUUGCUUCCUUAUUAUAGUUUUUAAAAUGAGAAUAACAAAAACAUUUUACAUGGUCAAUUAGUAAAGACAUUCUUUUAGAAUUUUAUGCAUAAUAGAAUUGAGAGAUUCUCACACAAAGCCUACAUUGCUUUAAGCUUAUCAUUAUCAAAUGAUAUUGAAUAUGACCCAUACGCAAUCUAAUUCUUGGUCAAUGCUCUGACCAAAUUGAGUAAUGACAGGUUAAUGAUUCAUAUUGACAUUGAACUUAAUGAACGUGACAAUUACUAUGAAUAAAAACUAACUCAACUAAUGAAUCUUUGUUAUACUUCAUUUUAAGAAUAAAACAUUACAAUUUAGAAAAUCAUUGCAUAAGAGAAAUUGGAAUUAUGUGAUUUGAUCCAUAAACUAAAGGAUAUCUAUUCUCACUACAAUCUUAGCUAUUUAUACAAAUCAAUUUUAUAUAGUGAAAUCGCAAUCAAAAAUUUAUAAUAAGAAGUUAAAUAAAUAAAAAAGACUAGAAUAGAGAAAUAAAUAAAGGAAUAUUAGAGAAUCUUUUAUAAAAAAAACAAUAAAACAUAUUUUAUUAUUGUACCCGAGUUGGAGAAAUAAGAUAAAUUAUCACCUUACACACAGGUUAUCAUUAAUUAUUAGGAUGAUAUCAUAGUCCUGUAUGAAGAUGGCAAAAACAAAUAUUUAUAUUUCCUUGAUUUCAAAACAGCUAAAGUUAAUAACAUGAAAUCCUAGCAAAUCUGUAAAUUGUAAUUUAUUUUAACUAAAUCUAGUACUAAUCUAACCAACAUUUUAGACUCUUAAGACAUUUUAAAUUAAAUUGUAUUUUAUUACAAUUACAAUAUAUAUAUCCUCUAUGGAUAAAAGGGAUUCGAAUUCUAAAUGUAGGGUCAGAGAUACAGCAUUAAAGAUGAAUAAUUAUACAAAUUAAAACAUGAUGAUUAAGAAAAGUUUAGUUAAGGUAGUUUCCAUCAAAAAGUUGCAAAUUAAAAAUUGGAUAAUUAAGUAUUAAUAGAAAAAUUGAAAGCCAGAGCAUCACCAACGGUUUGUAUAGAAGGUUAAACGGAUUAAGUUCUAAAGGUCGUCCUAUUUGGAGGAGAAAAUAUUUAGUAAAAUUCUAAGUUAUAUCAUUUAGCACUCCUUAGAUUAUGAAUUUAAUAGAAUAUAUUCAAAUCAAGGAAUAAUCAUUUACCACUCAUAUUUUAGAUAAGAAUAAUUUGUAUAAAGAUCUGUCUUUUAAACCCUAUCCAGGUCAAACCAUACUGAAUUUUAAGAAUGUAAAUGAUAUAUUAUACUUGAUAUUGCCAGGGAAUGAUGUACUGAGAAAAAAAGCCCAAAACCAUCCAAUCAAUACUCAAUUCUCUCAAAAUGCAAUUUUGAUGAAAAAAGGAUGCGUAGAUUUUACAAUUUCUAAUAUCCCCUUCAAAUACUAUGGAGACACUAUUUUUAUGUUGAAUUAAAUUUCUAACAAUUAAUAAAACUCUUAACUCAUAUAUAUAGAUGAUGAUUUGGCUGUAUGGAGAGUAAUAUACUCCCAACAAAUGAAGAGAGAAUCAAUUGAAAAGUUGAAAUUGACUUUCUCUUUCAUUACAGAAUUUAAAUCUCAAGAAACAAAACUUUAUAAUAAAAAGGAUAAAAAUUUUUCAGAAUAGCAUGAUGAACAUGAUAUGAUUUUAGCUUAUUUUAUAGAAACUCAGAAGGAUCUAAAUGAGGGUGAUAUUGCAUAAUAUUUUGAAAAAAAACUUGAAUUUGAUAAAUCUUAAUAGGGAUCUGGAUAAAUUAACUAAAACAAAGAUCAAUAAUAAUAGGAAUCUGUAUCAAAAAAAGAGGUGCGAGAAUAUACCGAGAAAUACAAAAAAAAACUUGACUCAGGAAAAUUAUUUGAUUUAUCAGAAAAUUACUUUAUUAAGACGGACAGAAUGUAAGAAGAAAGAGGAAAUUACUAUGAAGAGCAAUAAUCCCAACAAGAGUUUUUUAAAUCGAGUGUGUUAGAUAUGUAUGAUGCAGAUACUAAACAAUUAUUUUCAAUUGCAUUUGAAAAUUAUCUUUAUUUGGAUAUUUAAACCAAACUAUUAUCAGUCAAAUAAUUCACAUACUUAAUUGGAGAACCCAUAGAAAUGCCUCAAAUUGAUAUUGUAAAUUAAUCGGAAAGACAAGAUGAUCCAAGUCAAAAAAAUAUAUGAUAUUUUAUUAAUA
Paramecium octaurelia is the source of this 3072-nucleotide messenger RNA. NCBI's taxonomy places the organism in Eukaryota, Ciliophora, Oligohymenophorea, Peniculida, Parameciidae. The record is from the annotation of a GenBank genome assembly.